Molecule: messenger RNA, 1723 nt
Organism: Silurus meridionalis
Lineage: Eukaryota; Metazoa; Chordata; Actinopteri; Siluriformes; Siluridae
Gene: gfi1b
Product: growth factor independent 1B transcription repressor
Exons: 7
Coding region: 250-1245 (331 amino acids)
Biological process (GO): regulation of transcription by RNA polymerase II
Molecular function (GO): DNA-binding transcription factor activity; RNA polymerase II cis-regulatory region sequence-specific DNA binding
Source: RefSeq, a predicted model, not a curated record
AAUGCAAGAAUUAAUCUGGAGUUGAUCCGGUCUCAGUUAGGCAAAUGAGCCGCUAGUGUGCGCGCUGAUUGGCUGAACGCAUCGAGGUGAGAUUCAGCGCAAAAACAUCGUCGGAUUGGAAAUCAGAGAAACGUAGACACACACACACUUACGCACACACACACCGCAGGGUUUAUGACUGGAGAACAGUGACAAAUUUGGUGAGGAAACCCAGUAGGAAAGACAGCAGCAAAGGAAAAGGGAGUCGCGAUGCCUCGAUCAUUUUUGGUCAAAAGUAAAAAGUGCGCCACUUAUAACGCGCACCGCUUCGUGGACGCGGAUCCAAAUGACAAAGAAGCCAACCCAGCUCCAGAGACUGCCCCAUCAGAACCAAAGGCGCCAGACUCUCCCAAAGGGAUGCCGCUGGUUUCUGAGGCAGGACCUGUUCACACAGACUCCUACUCUUAUGUGAAGCAUGAAAACAAACCCGAGUGUCCCAUCCCGUUGCGCCCUGAGCAGAAAGUCACAGCUGGCCAGCCUUAUUACAUUUCUGAGCCUCAGCUAGCAGAAUUCCCACCCUACUAUAAGGCACCCUAUCCCUGGGAGACCCUGCCUUCUCCAUAUGACUUCAGGCAUUUGGGAUUUCACUCAUCACUCCUACAGCAUGCAAGUAACCUCUAUGGGUCUGAAUUUAAACAAAGCCAAGAAGACCAGCAGCCAUUAGAUUGCAGCACACACUACUCACCUACCUCCGAUACAUACCACUGCAUCACUUGUGAAAAGGUAUUUUCAACUCCUCAUGGCUUGGAGGUCCACGUGAGACGUUCUCACAGUGGAACCCGACCCUUUGGUUGCAGCAUCUGCAGAAAAACCUUUGGACAUGCCGUCAGUUUAGAGCAACACAUGAACAUCCACUCUCAGGAAAGAAGCUUCGAGUGCAAAAUGUGCGGGAAGACGUUCAAGCGUUCCUCCACCCUGUCCACACACCUUCUGAUCCAUUCAGACACUCGGCCGUACCCGUGCCAGUACUGCGGCAAGAGGUUCCAUCAGAAAUCCGACAUGAAGAAACACACCUACAUCCACACGGGUGAGAAACCACACAAGUGCCAGGUGUGUGGAAAGGCGUUCAGCCAAAGCUCCAACCUCAUCACCCACAGCCGCAAACACACAGGGUUCAAGCCGUUCGGCUGCGAGAUCUGCUCCAAGGGCUUCCAAAGGAAAGUGGACCUCCGCAGACAUCACGAGAGCCAGCAUGGCCUAAAGUGACCCCCUGUCAGGAAAGUGGACAACUGCAUGCAUGAAGUCUGCGAGAAAUUCCAUAAGAAGAAGAUAUGAGUUAUUUGUUACAUCCUCAUAGACUGCUAAUGCAGAGCGUUAAUGAAUCACCUCUACAAUAUCAAUAUUAGCUGAAGUCUCUUUUUUUUUCCAUCUCGGUUUUUAACCCCUAAGUAGUGCCGUUUGGUUAAUUUUGCCCACUUACACGAAGCCAUCUUCACUUAUAUCCUCCACUGGGAUAGAUUUUGUUACAUAGGGUUCAACCUAGAGCCCUUAAAAACAUUUUACAUAUGGUUCAAAUAAUGUUUAUUAAUAUUCAUUGACAGUAGCACAACCUUUGAUAUAUGUUUUCUAUAUAUAGCUAUAUGAUAUUUAAGUCAUUUGUACAUUUAAUACGAACACUUAAUAUUUAUAAAAAUGUCCUGGUUAAAUCUGUAUACGAAAUGACCAUAAACAUGAUUAAAAUUUG